AUGGCUCUGAACACUGAUUACGCGCUCGUUGGACCGAAUUUUUUUCCCCGCGCCACUUCAACAUGGUCGUGCCAGCGUCCACAUCUCCGUCCUGCUGUUCCAGGUCGUGCCCUCGCCGACGUCCUCGCUUUUGCUGCCCUAUUGCACGAUGGCGGUGCUACUCUCAACUGCUACAUCAGGAGAUGGCGCGCCAUCAACUAA
This is a messenger RNA of Cooperia oncophora, 201 nucleotides long. The record is from the annotation of a GenBank genome assembly. Lineage: Eukaryota; Metazoa; Nematoda; Chromadorea; Rhabditida; Trichostrongylidae.